AUGUUCUUACAUCUUUACGGAAUUGGCUAUUCCAUAUUUCGAAGACUAAGAGAACAUUAUCAGGAACACAGUAUUUAUCCAAGAACUCAUGGAAACACCAAACGAGUGCCUAAAAGCGCAACUUUCAAAAAAUCGCUUGAGGCUGUUCAUGCAUUUAUUGACAAUUAUGUUGAAGAAAAUGCGAUCGUGCUUCCUGGAAGGUUCCCGGGAUUUAAAAGUGAAGAGAUUAGGCUCUUGUCUUCAUUGGAAACAAAGAGGAGCGUUUGGAGGGAGCACAAGAAAACUUGUGGUGUUUUAAACGAGAGGCGUAAGUUACAAGAAAUUCUUACAGCUGUGGGACGAAUUUUAUCCUGACGUGGUCAUCUCUAAACCCAUGAUGGAUCUUUGUUUAACGUGUCAGCAAAACACGACGAAACUGCAGCGAGCUGCUAACCUCUCAGAUGAAGAAAAAUCAGAUUGUGUAAAGGCUCACCAGGAACAUUUGGACAUUGCACAAAGCAAGAGAGAAUGUUACAGGAACCCUGGUAAGGAACGCGAGAGAUUUCUUCAAACAAUUGACGCUAAUACUCUGCUGAUCUGUGAAACCGGAGGGGCCUGUUCUUUAAAUGCAUCAAUGCAUUACUCACUUGACUUUGCACAACAGAUACAUGUACCAAGCAAUGAUUGAGUAACCAUGGACUGGGAGAGCAUCAUUCGCAUCUUUAUGCGGACAAUUGCACUGGCCAGAACAAAAACAGUUUUUUCCUUUGGUACCUGACAUACAGAAUUUUGCUGAAACUUCACUGUCAAUUACAUACUCUUUUCUAAUAGCAGGACACGCAAAGUUUGGUCCUGAUCAACCCUUUGGCUUGAUUGAGAAAGUAUAUAAGGUGACUCAUGUGUCUUCAUUGUAUGAAUUUGCUAGAUUGGUUAAGACCUCUAGUAACAGUGGCUUAAACAAAGUACAGCUGGUUGGAACCCAUGAUGGUCGAAUCAUUGUUACUGUACAUGACUGGGCGUCA
Messenger RNA from Porites evermanni, 1001 nucleotides. The record is from the annotation of a GenBank genome assembly. Lineage: Eukaryota; Metazoa; Cnidaria; Anthozoa; Scleractinia; Poritidae.